Molecule: messenger RNA, 513 nt
Organism: Paracoccidioides lutzii Pb01
Exons: 2
Coding region: 1-513 (170 amino acids)
Source: RefSeq, a predicted model, not a curated record
AUGCCACGAUGCGACUUUUUUCGCGACUUGAAGGAGGCAUCCAACGAGGGCAAUCAUUGUAUGGUAGAUGUGAGAGCUGAGCAUAGCAAUCUCGUGUUUACAACAUCAAGUGAUGUCACCAAGGCGGUCACUGACGCUUUGGAAGCAGUCCAGACCCGUUCGAGCGGAAUCCGUAUCUUUGACAUGCUCAUUCGAAUUUCAAAACUCCUGGACAGGGCGUUCUCACCAAAUGCGUGCGGUGAAGUCGACAUGUCGAAUAUUUGUGGUAAUUUCGACGAGAGCUGUCAACAGUCUCCUCGCACUCCUAACCCUACUCAACCCCGCGUUUCGAAACUAGGUCUGGAUACACCAACCAAAGCUCCUGACGAAAACAUCCUUGCCAGGAUGACAGCAGACAUUUGUACUGUUAAGACAGCCGGCUUCAAGGUUCUAGACUUGUCACUCGUUGAUUUUCAGACCGACCCGCUUCUGGAGUUUCUGCUGUCGACACCCCAUCCAGAUGCUAUGAUGUAA